AUGCAAGACGAAAAGACCGACGAAGGUUUCGUAACGGAUCAUUCAACGCCAAAAGACCGAUGGCGGUUUUGUAAUGGUGCAUCUAAAACCAACAAUAAAAUUCUCCAUUACAACAUCCAUUUUUUAUAUCUCAUAAGGCAGGAAACGGCUGAGACUGCUAUUGGUCUUACCCUUACUGACACGUAUGGUGAGCUACCUCUCAUCCAAUCAAAGGAACGUUGUAACCAUGUUUAUCAAUUAGUCAAAGAUUUAAACGUCGAGUUACAAGGUAAAAGUUUUUGGGUACGUGGAUAUUUACAGAGUGUACGCGCCAAAUCCAAGAUCGCAUUUAUUACGCUGCGUCAAGAGACAGCAACAAUUCAGGCUAUUUUGCAUGAGAGUGACAAAGUUUCACGCCCUAUGAUCAAGUUUGCGGCCAGCGUGUCAAAGGAAUCCGUUGUGGACGUGUUUGUGACACUAAACGUACCCAACAGCCCCGUCCUCAGCACUACACAGAAGGACGUGGAGCUCAAUGUGGAAAAGUUUUUUGUGGUCAGCAAGGCACUACCAGAACUACCAUUCCAGGUAGAGGAUGCAGCUCGCUCCGAUAUUGUUGUCAAGGCCGAAGAAUCUACUUCGAUCGCGCAUGUGGACGGUCGUAAACUCGGACAAGGACGACUCAAGCACAGGCGUCGUUUGCGAUCGUUAUCGUCUUCGUCCGAGUCGGAGAGUUCUGACAUCUUGAAAAGCGAGCGAUCACGUCACAAGAGUAAACACAAGUAUAAAAAAUCUCAUGAAGAUAAAAAGCGACAUAAGAAGAAAGAAAAACAGCGAAAAAAGGACAGUAAGAGUAAGAAAUAUGCUGUGAAUCAAGAUAAGUACGGCAAGUACGGUAUUCUGCGUGAGUCAGAUUUCCAUUACAAGAGCGUCUCUUUCCAAGCGUGGCUUCGUGAUGUGAAGAAAAUGGGUGAGUUUAAUGGGCCCAAAUGGGAAGCCAUGGAACUUUUUAAAGAAUACAUGGAAGACUACAAUACGUGCACAAUGCCCCACAAAAAGUAUUACGAUAUUGAAAAGUACGAGAUGAAAAGGUAUCAGAAAAAGCAGCGCAAGGCGUUUGCCAAUCAGAAAGAAACAUCUGGCAAGACAUUGGAUACAUUGGCUGAUGAAGAACGCUUGCAUCGUGAGCUCCGGAAUGCACGUGAGAAGAAGGAGCAAGAAGAGUUUCGCCUUGUGUUGCAACUUAUGGACAAGGACAAGAUUGAAGCCAUGCGUGAGCAGGAGCGUAUUCGUGCCCAGAUGCAGUUGUUAUACAAGUCUGGAAAUGUUGAAGAAGCUCGUCGUCUUGAGCAGAUUCUUAACAAGGUCGAAGAAGAUCCACGCUUCAAGAGAUAA
Peronospora belbahrii is the source of this 1371-nucleotide messenger RNA. Lineage: Eukaryota; Oomycota; Peronosporomycetes; Peronosporales; Peronosporaceae. The record is from the annotation of a GenBank genome assembly.